AUGUCCUCACAUCCAGCCCUCACUGACUUGCGUUGCACUAAAUGUGCCGUGACCUUUACGCAAAAGUCGUCGUUAGUACGCCAUUCCAAGCGGUGCCUAGCAAAUGUUCGCAGUGCUCCACGCCAGAAAUCUUGCGAGCAGUGCAUCCGUGCCAAGUCCCGCUGCACGCUGACGAGGCCUGAAUGUGAGCGCUGUUUGGACAAGAGACUCUCUUGCUACUAUGCGUCAAGGCAACGUGGGAAUCAUGGAAGUAACAAACGAGAUGCAAGACAAUGUCCAACUCCUAGUGCUUCAGAAUCAUCAUCCGCUCCUGGCAGCUCUACGGAUCUACUAUUAACCCACAGUGACUCAACAACCGUUUCUCUCAAGCUCCAGUCCCCUGUCGACCUCGGGCCGAUGGGCAGAUUUCCAGGAUUAAUACAGAGAGCCGGGAGCAUUGAACAGCAUGCCUUGCAACAUACUAUCCGAGUACUGAGAACAUAUCCACGCAUGCUAUCAGCGCAGACGCAGCUACCGCCGUUUGUACAUCAUCGCCAGACAGAACGAAGUGUGCUGCCUCUAGCCUUAAAAAAAUGCCACGACAUUCUCGCUCAGAAUGAGCGUCAGCAAAAUUCUCUGCAAGAAGAAGUCAUGAAAGAAAUUGCGAGUUUAAACAAGAUCAAAACGCUUAGAACCGCGGAAGAUCUCCUUGCAUCUGCACAAGCCUUUGUAAUCUAUGCAAUUUUAUGCUUGUUUCCUGAUGAGGGCUCUAUGCAGCCCGAAAUUAACGAAGAGCAACUCAUUCUGGAUAUAUCCGAGUUUUCGCUCCAGCUAGCAUCUAGCGGCUUGGCUUUGCACGAAGAAACAGUUGAUAGCCAAAUUCCCCAAUGGCAUGAUUGGGCAAUCAUCUCGGCAAAGAGGCGCACCAUCCUAACUAUUUAUAUGCUGACUUGGGCAUGGUCUGUUUUGCGUAAUUAUCCUUCGUUCUACUGCCAUGAGCUACAGUUGAUGUUUGCACCAUCUCCAAAGGCACUUUGGCAAGCCCAGGCUGAGACAGAAUGGUUAUCGCUGUAUCGGAAGUGGUUACAAAGGUGGAAGGGAGAUGGGUACAGGAUUGGAGAAUUGCUUUCAAUUUCACCAAAGCAGAUGAUCGAUAGGAGGACAGAGGAUUGGCUAGAAGAAGUUGAUGAAUUCGGCAUGUUAUUAAUGUCUCAAGUCAAUGCUAUAUAG
Messenger RNA from Trichoderma gamsii, 1209 nucleotides. RefSeq lists its product as hypothetical. The record is from RefSeq and is a predicted model, not a curated record. Gene Ontology annotation, biological process: regulation of DNA-templated transcription. The coding region runs from base 1 to 1209 and encodes 402 amino acids. The transcript has 4 exons. Gene Ontology annotation, molecular function: zinc ion binding; DNA-binding transcription factor activity, RNA polymerase II-specific. NCBI's taxonomy places the organism in Eukaryota, Fungi, Ascomycota, Sordariomycetes, Hypocreales, Hypocreaceae.